Molecule: messenger RNA, 621 nt
Organism: Gopherus flavomarginatus (Mexican gopher tortoise)
Lineage: Eukaryota; Metazoa; Chordata; Testudines; Testudinidae
Product: olfactory receptor 52L1-like
Exons: 1
Biological process (GO): G protein-coupled receptor signaling pathway
Cellular component (GO): membrane
Molecular function (GO): olfactory receptor activity
Source: RefSeq, a predicted model, not a curated record
UUCUCAGCGAUGGAGUCUGGGAUCUUCGUGGCCAUGGCUUUUGAUCGUUACGUGGCCAUCUGUGAUCCCCUGAGACAUUCCACCACCCUGACAAACCCGGUAGUGGCCAGGAUCUGCCUAGCUGUGGUGCUGCGCAGUGGCAUGCUCACACUGCCCUAUCCUUUUCUAGCAAGAAGUUGGCCAUAUUGUACAACUAAUAUUAUCCUACAAUCAUAUUGUGAGCACAUAGCCGUGGUGAAGCUGUCCUGCACCGACAUCCAUGUCAGUAGUUACUACGGGCUCUUUGUGGUAUUCUCUGUUAUUGGAUUGGAUGUGUCUUUUAUUGCUGUGUCCUACACCCAUAUCCUUUGGGCCAUCUUCCACCUCCCCACAAAGGACGCCCAGCUAAAGACAUUUGGGACCUGUGGCUCCCACAUCUGUGCCAUCUUAGCCUUUUACAUCCCAGCUCUAUUCUCCUUCCUCACACACCGGUUUGGCCACAAUGUGCCCCUGCAUUUCCACAUUCUCAUAGCCAACAUGUACCUCCUGGUUCCCCCCAUGUUAAACCCCAUCAUCUACGGGGUAAGGACCAAAGGGAUCCGGGACAGGGUGCUCCAGCUCUUACCUCAUAAAGGGACCUGA